Misgurnus anguillicaudatus (oriental weatherfish) is the source of this 1867-nucleotide messenger RNA. The record is from RefSeq and is a predicted model, not a curated record. NCBI's taxonomy places the organism in Eukaryota, Metazoa, Chordata, Actinopteri, Cypriniformes, Cobitidae.
AAGUACCACCGCAACGGCUUUAUGGCGGCACGUCUUCCAAACGUUCGGAUGUCCAGAGUUCUUACACUCAGACCAAGGGGCCAAUUUCGAAUCAAAGGUGAUCCGGGAAUUAUGCCAGCUGUAUGGGUGCACGAAGACCCAUACGACGUCAUAUCACCCUCAAGGAAACGGCUGCUGCGAGAGGUUUAAUCAAACCCUGUUGGGGCUCUUAGGGACCUUGGAUCAACGGAAGCAGAGUGAUUGGGUGAGUGCUCUACCGAACCUCUUACAAGCUUAUAAUAACAGCAUUCAUAGUACGACGGGGUAUGCCCCCACUUAUCUGAUGUUCGGUAGGCAUGUGCGGAUGCCGACGGACCUGGUCCUGGGAGCGGCCGCGGGCCAGGAGGAAGGAAGCGUGACGGAAUGGGUGGGGCGCCACCACCAACGGCUGCACUUUGCCUACGAGCAGGUAUCCCAGAAAAUACGGGCCACAGGAGAAAAGAACAAGCGGUUGUACGACCGGACGGCCCGGGAAGCCCCCUUGUUACCAGGAGAGAGAGUCCUGGUACGAGACAACCGGCGGCAAGGCAAAGGAAAGUUGAGCGACCGUUGGGAGGCCACCCCGUACGUAGUCUGCAGGCAGCAGAGACCGGGCCAGCCGGUGUAUACCAUCCGGCCGGAAGGAAAGGCCGGCCCGGAACGGGUGGUACACCGAAACAUGAUUCGCCCUUGUCCAAAUUAUCCCGAGGUCACGGAGGAGGUAGUUGCGGAGCCGGCACCGACGGCCCCCUGGAUGGAAGGAUGGGCUGUGGUACCAGGCUUACCUGUGGUGGCACCACCCCCGGCCGCCCCAGGAGAGCCAGAACUAGCACCUGAGCCAGUUGAACCCCCGGCCGCCCAGAGGCAGCCAGGAUCAGCACCAGAGCCAGCCGAACCUCUGGCCGCCCAAAGACAACCUGAGGUUGUGCCCGAGCCCGCCGAACCUGACUCCCCUGUAAGGCGCUCCCAACGGGAGAACCGCGGCCGGCCCCCUUCCCGCUAUGGUGAGUGGACUACUCAAGGGCAUUCCAGGGACUGGAAUGUAUUGGCGGGGGAGGAUGUCACGGGGUGACGACUUUUCAGGGCGGAACCAAAAGUUGAGGAAGUUUGGUUCCGCCCGGAUGUUUCCGCCCCGACCGGAAAAAUAGAAACACCGGACAUCCGGCGGCUCCGCGAAGGUUGUAAUCAGCCGAUUGGGCACAGCUGUGCCUAGUUAAAGAGAUCGCCGGGUAAUUGGAUACCUGGAGUGUAAAGAGAAGUAUAAAAAGCACAGUUAGAUGACAGUUGGGAGUUGAGUGUGUGCUGAGGAACGGAGCUGUGCUCAUUGUUAGACGUGGUGACUGGCUAUAUUUCUCUCUCUUCCCCCCCCUCUCUCGUUGCAGUUACGGUGGACCGGCUGAAUUUAUUGAAUAACCCUUCGGGUAGAAAAGGAACUCUGGUCCAACUAGUAUUUUGGAAGGAGUAAAGCGAGAAGGGAUUUGACCUCGUUGCACAACGUAAACAAAGGCUAUCUGCUGUGAGUAUGUCCGUUGGUGUAGCAUAACUGGCAGAAACUUACAUUGUGUGAUCGUUGGAGUCCUCCAGGAUUAGGAAGGCGGCCCUACCCCUAUAAUUAGCGUGGUGGGCGAGCCGCUAGAAGCAUACGUCCAUACAGCCACAGCAACGCGACUUUGGUCUGGUCGGUUUGCCAUCGCCUCUACGUUAGCCCCAAGCACAGUGGAGGAUAUCGGGCGUUUCCCUUGUGGUGUUGCACUUACAGUGUGAGUCGGAGGCGAAAGGGUCCGCCGCCCCCGUGGUCUCUACGAAAGGGCGCCCCUAUCCGGGAUUCGAUCGGCCUACGGACAGUGGG